This is a messenger RNA of Carassius auratus (goldfish), 4299 nucleotides long. RefSeq lists its product as uncharacterized. The record is from RefSeq and is a predicted model, not a curated record. The transcript has 15 exons. The coding region runs from base 241 to 3978 and encodes 1245 amino acids. NCBI's taxonomy places the organism in Eukaryota, Metazoa, Chordata, Actinopteri, Cypriniformes, Cyprinidae.
CUCUCUCUGAAGAAAAUAGAAAUAGGAGAUGAAAUUGAUUACAACUAUGGUGAUUCAAAAUGGCCUUGGCGCAGUAAGUUGAAAAAAAACCAAGCUCCAGCCGCAGCAUUAGAGAAUGAGACUAGCCCUGUUCCUCAGAUGCCUAAAUGAUGGACCAAACCCAGAUCGACCUGCACACAGGUGAAAGGCCUUCAGACUCCAGCCGCAGCAUUAGAGAAUGAGACUAGCCCUGUUCCUCAGAUGCUAAAUGAUGGACCAAACCCAGAUCAGACCUGCACACAGGUGAAAGGCCUUCAGACUCCAGCCGCAGCAUUAGAGAAUGAGACUAGCCCUGUUCCUCAGAUGCUAAAUGAUGGACCAAACCCAGAUCAGACCUGCACACAGGUGAAAGGCCUUCAGACUCCAGCCGCAGCAUUAGAGAAUGAGACUAGCCCUGUUCCUCAGAUGCUAAAUGAUGGACCAAACCCAGAUCAGACCUGCACACAGGUGAAAGGCCUUCAGACUCCAGCCGCAGCAUUAGAGAAUGAGACUAGCCCUGUUCCUCAGAUGCUAAAUGAUGGACCAAACCCAGAUCAGACCUGCACACAGGUGAAAGGCCUUCAGACUCCAGCCGCAGCAUUAGAGAAUGAGACUAGCCCUGUUCCUCAGAUGCUAAAUGAUGGACCAAACCCAGAUCAGACCUGCACACAGGUGAAAGGCCUUCAGACUCCAGCCGCAGCAUUAGAGAAUGAGACUAGCCCUGUUCCUCAGAUGCUAAAUGAUGGACCAAACCCAGAUCAGACCUGCACACAGGUAUUUACUGUCCAAGGAUUUUCACUGGUUGAUUAUCCAUAUAGUGAUGAAACUGAUGAGGAUGGUAUGGAAAACGAACCUCCCACCCCACACCUGGAUGUCAUUUUAGGGCAGAAUGAUAUUGGACCAGAUGUUUCAAAUCAUUUGUACGAUUCAGAUGAAACUGUUGUGAAAGAAACUUGUGAUGAGGCUUCUCCAAGCAACCAUUCCAACAAUCAAUCGGAUGAUGAACUUGUUCCACCACUGAGACGCACAAAAAGCAUUAUGAUGGAUAGAGUACAAGAUUUUACCCACAGUCUCUAUGAUAGUGACAGCCCAGAGGAGACUACUUUUUUUAAGCCUGAAAGGGAUUCACAGAAGCUGAGAAGAAGGUCUUGCCGUCCCAUUCAGAUGAAUCUCAUGGAAUCGGAUGACUCAAACUUAGGUAGCGAAGAGGAGUAUAUUCCAAAUCCCAUAGAUGAAAGCACAGAAAGUGAUAGCAGUAUGGAAUUAACCCUGGGAAAGGAAAAAAAGAACAAAGGUGCAUCAUCCAGUCAGAGCAAGUUUAAGCCCAGAGAGAGAAGUAGAUCUUCCAGAGAGAGUGGAAGCGAGUCCUCCAGACAGAGCAAGUCUAAGCCCAGGGAAAGUGGAAGUAGAUCCUCCAGAGAGAGUGGAAGCGAGUCCUCCAGACAGAGCAAGUCUAAGCCCAGGGAAAGUGGAAGUAGAUCCUCCAGAGAGAGUGGAAGCGAGUCCUCCAGACAGAGCAAGUCUAAGCCCAGGGAAAGUGGAAGUAGAUCCUCCAGAGAGAGUGGAAGCGAGUCCUCCAGACAGAGCAAGUCUAAGCCCAGGGAAAGUGGAAGUAGAUCCUCUAGUCAUAGCCAAUUUGACUUUAGCCAGAGAAGACUUUUGGAAAGAUGUCAUGAUCCCACACAAAGAUUUCCAAAUAGCAGAGUUGAUGGGAAUGAAAAGGAAAUCGCAACAUAUUCUGAAAACAACGUUUCAGUGCCCCUGGAAGAAGAGCAGUAUAUCAUUGUCAGUCCAACUUUAAAGAAAGAUGAUGGAUCCAGAAGCUAUAACAAGAAACAUUUCUGCUUUUAUUGCAGGAAGUUUGUCCAGAAAAUGUCAAGACACUUGUGGCGUAAACACCAAGAUGAAUUGGAUGUUGCGAAAGCAUUCAGUUUUCCAAAAAACUCAAAGGAAAGAAAACUACAAUUGGACUACAUACGAAAUAAGGGAAAUUUCGAGCACAACAGUCAUGUUUUGGAAACACAAAAAGGAAAACUAAUCCCAUGUAAACAACCAGGAAAAAAAUCAGAGGGACAUAAAUUUGCACAUUGCAUUCACUGCUAUGGGCUGUUCUCAAGAAGAGCGAUGUGGCGGCAUUUCAAGGUCUGCAGCUUCAAACCCGAAAGUACUAAACCAGGUAAAAAUAGAGUUCAGGCAUUGUGUGCUUUCGCUGAACCUUCUCCAUCGGAAUAUACAGACGCGUAUUGGAAGUUCUUGAGUGUAAUGAUUCAGGACAAGAUUGCAGUUGCAAUUAAAGGAGACAACUGCAUCCUCAAUUAUGGUUUCAGGUUGUUCAAAAAGAAUGAGAAGAUAGUCAGUCAACACCAGUAUAUACGCCAAAAACUGAGAGAACUUGGCAGGCUUUUAUUGGAAGCUAAAAAAAUCACACAUGUGAAGACCAUUCAAGAACUCAUCAAACCUGAACAGUACUCCCAGGUUGUCAGAGCUGCAAAGAACCUAUCUGGAUUCAGUGAGGAAACUGGCAUAUACCAAUGUCCCUCUCUUGCACGCAAGGUAGGGCACAGCCUGCAUUCGUUGGCUAUGUUUAUCAAGUCUGAAGGACUGAAAAAGAAAGAUAAAGAAACCAUUAAAGAUGCUGAGGAGUUUGCACAGUUGUAUUUAGAGAGUUGGAGGUUUGAUAUUGCAGGCCAGGCAUUAACCCAGCUUAACCGGGCCAAAUGGAAUGCACCGCAACUUUUACCUCUUACACAAGAUAUCCAAAGGCUACAUUGCUAUCUAGAAGAAAAACUGCAGCAACAUCUCAAAGAUUUAAAAGAACAUCGUUCAUCCACAAAUUGGAAGGAACUUGCAAAAGUAACGCUGACUCAAGUUAUGCUUUUUAAUCGGCGGAGAGCAGGUGAAGUGUCCCGAAUGCGCCUGUCUGCAUACUUAUCGAAGGACACAUCAGAGGAACAGGGAGAUGUAAAUUUGGCCCUCACAGCGCUUGAGCAGAAGCUCUGCAGGCAUUUUGUGCGAAUAGCAAUUGUUGGAAAAAGAGGAAGGAAGGUUCCUGUUCUUCUAACCCCAUCAAUGAGAGAAUCACUUGAUGCUCUUACUGAGAGCAGAGAAGAAUGUGGGGUGCUGAAGGACAAUGAAUAUCUGUUUGCAUUGCCACAAUCUGACCAUUACCUCAGGGCUUGUGACUGCUUGAGGCAAUUUGUCAGUGAAUGUGCAGACAUAAAAAAUCCUCAAGCGCUAACAUCAAUUCAACUGAGGAAACAUAUUGCUACCCUGUCUACUGUUCUGAACCUUAAAACCACCGAGCUCGACCAGUUGGCAGACUUCCUUGGUCAUAAUAUCGCUGUUCACAGGAAACACUACAGGCUCCCAGAAAGCACCCUACAAUUAGCCAAAGUAAGUAAAGUCCUUCUGGCAAUGGAACAAGGACGCCUAGGAGAUUACAAAGGAAAGAGCCUCGAUGAAAUACAAGUCGAUGUAAAUGAGACCAUUGACAUGGAGGGACCUUUAGCAGAGGACAUUGAAGAUGUCAGUAUGCUAGGAGAAGAUGGGUCAGAUGAUGAGGUCAGCAUGUCAUCCACGCAAGAAUGUACCUCCACAUCACAAAGUCAAAACCAGGGAGUGUCUGCCACCGAUGUCAGUAUGCCAAGAGAAGAGGGGUCAGAAGAUGAGGUCAGCAUGUCAUCCCUGCAAGAAUGUUCCUCCACAUCACAAGUCCAAAACCGAAGUGUGUCUGCAAAAAAGAGAGGAAAACAAACGGCCGUCAAAAGAAGCUGGACCCCAGACGAGUGUGCUGCAGUGGACACACAUUUGAGGAGAUUUAUUGUAAUGAAUCAAGUUCCUGGUAAAGAAGAGUGUCAGCGCUGUAUUACUGCAGAACCUCAAGCUCUCAGAAACAGGGACUGGAAAGCAGUUAAAUAUUAUGUUAAAAAUCGCAUUACAGCCCUGAGAAGAAAAGUCUAGUGUACCUAAUGGAACUGAGGUAAAACCAAAACAUUAGAGGUAGGAUCUUAAAAUGUUUUGUAUUUGGUUGUGUUCUGUUGUAACCUUGUUGUUGUUGUUGUUGUUGUUGUAGGGGUUUGCUCAGGUUUUAUGGCUGUCCAGUGGCCUACAAAUAUACAGUUAUACAAUAUACAGUUCUUAUUUAAUUUAAUUUUUUAUUUGAUGGAUGUAGGAUGGAUGUUGGAUGGAUAUUGAAUAGAUGUUUGAUGGAUGGAUGGAUGUUGGAUGGAAGUUCGAGAGCUGGGUGGAUGUAGGAUAGAUGAUGGAUGAAUGUUGGAUGGA